Mytilus trossulus (common blue mussel) is the source of this 579-nucleotide messenger RNA. Its product is annotated as large ribosomal subunit protein mL54-like. NCBI's taxonomy places the organism in Eukaryota, Metazoa, Mollusca, Bivalvia, Mytilida, Mytilidae. Gene Ontology annotation, cellular component: mitochondrial large ribosomal subunit. Gene Ontology annotation, molecular function: structural constituent of ribosome. The record is from RefSeq and is a predicted model, not a curated record. The coding region runs from base 71 to 481 and encodes 136 amino acids. The transcript is spliced from 2 exons.
UAAAAAAUACGCCUUGAUAUUUCCUUAAAAGUAGGACUUCUUUCAUUCGUCACCGUGUGAAUUGUAAACAAUGUCAGUGCUCCGACUUUUCGUGCCGAAUUUGAAAUUCCUGACUCAAAAUUUGAUAAAACCUCCAGAUAUACUUUGUAAAGCAGGCUAUGCUGCAGGAAAACUAAAAGGAAAGAUGAUGUCAGCAACACAGAAGAAAACAUUUUUAGAGGUUGAAACUGAUCCUUAUAAAUUAUGUAACUUUGUUUGUGGGGCUAAUUAUUUCAAAGAAGGAGAAGACCCUCCUAUUAAACCAGACAGUGAAUAUCCAGAAUGGUUGUUUUCAUUACAUAUAGAUCGAAAGCCAAUAGAUCUAAGUGAAUUAAGUAAAGAUGACAUGUAUUAUUGGAGGCGAUUAAGAAGAAUAAAUAUGAGAAGACAAAAUAAAGAAAUUAAGUAUGCAGGACAGAGAAGACAAAAACGAAUCUGGUGAAGAUAAACAAUUGAUAUUAAAUAUUACAUCUAGAAGUCACUUUUUACUUUGCUCAUAUAUAGAUUUAAAACAUAUGAAUAAAAAUUAUAAAGUUUGAA